CUCCUGUCAGGUUCUCGUACUCUCAGUUAGGUUGCACCUUGAGAUCCUUCCCCCAGAGUUCGGUUGGAGUCACUCUAUAAAUGUCCCCGGGAGUUUCCGAAAUCCACACUCGGUGACUUCAACUGAACAAUGGUUAACAUGAGCUAUCACCAAUCUCUACAAAAACACACACAAACCCUGAAUCCGAAACAGCCGAGGAAAAGAAAUAAUAAAAAGAAAAGGAAUUAUUGGGACAAAAUAUCGCCACCAACUCACAUUCAAACUUGAUUGACAAGAGACACUUUAAAGUUUAUGUAUUUUUUCUGGGUCAGGUCUGGUGUGCUAGGUGUGGGAGCAUAUCGUAUUGUGUCUGUGGAUAGCGACUGAUUGGUGCGAUGACUGCGGAGUGGCUGUACCCCCCUGGUGUGGGGCCGCUAUGUGGUGCAGAGUUGGAGGCGUGGUAUGAAGACCUACAGGAUAUACUGGGCUCCGACGCAGGCGGGGCCAAACUUACGCGAGCCCCGCCUUGCUCCGAGAAGGAGCCCGAGUUUCUGGAUGUGUUGGAGAGCUGCUCGCUCACCUGGUUGACGGAGGGGCAGGUAUGGGGCGACGGUGUGCAACGCGUCACCGACGACCCGCCGCCGACGCCUCCGCGACAGGAGGACCGGAGAGGCGGCGAUUCGGAGCACACCUCGUCCGGAGGAGACCUGCUUCCGCCCGAGUUCUUCGAGCUCCUCAGCGAAGGAGGCGUGGGGUCGGUGGAAACGAUGGUCAGCGGCGGGUACCACCUCCACCCGCCUCCGUCUCCGGCCGCCAGCGAGGAGGAGCUCCCUACGGUUCCCGACACGUCGUCCUGCUCCUCGGCGUCCCGCUCGCCCUCCCUCAACUGCUCCCCUCCGGCGUCCCCUCCCGUCUCCUCGCGGCCGGGCAAGAGAAAGCGAGGGGGCGAGAAAGGAGGCGCGCUGUGCUCGCCGUCCCCGGGGAAGAAGAGCAGAAGAGAGCGCGAGCAGGAGAACGAGAGGAAGGUGCAGGAGCUGACGGAUCAGAACGAGCGCCUCAAAGCCGAGAUCGAGCGAUUGGGAGAGGAGGUGCAGAGGACGCGCCGGGCGCUCAUCGAGAGACUCGUCAACACCAGGAGGUGAAGGAGCAACAGGAAAGAAGGGGUUGAAGGGAAGCGAACAAUUGACCGUGAAAUGCACAUUUAGAAGGAGAUAAAAGACACGUGGGACGGGGGGGAGAGAGGGGAGAGCGUUUCCCACCGAGAGAGAAAGAGAAAGUCAGAUUGAGCCGUAAAGAAAAGGAGGAAUGCGGAGCCCAACGGAAACACGACCCGGUCGAACCUCAUCCAAAACCAAUUAGAUUUUUCAUAAAGCUUUAUUCAGUAAAUUAAAAUUACUAAUAUAAUGUUUUUAAAGCAUUUCAAUCAGGCCAAUUCUACUAUGAUAAAUGUUAAAAAUAUCAAAAGCAAAUAUGAAAUUCGAUAAAUGAGAAAAAGCCUGAUUUUACGAAGUUAAAAUUAAAAUGACCAUAAUGUGUUUUUUAAAAAAAAAAAUCAGGAAAAAUUAAAAGCAAGUACUAAUAUAGUGUUUAAAUCUUAAAAUUUAACGAAUGACACUAUGAAUAAAUUAAAGAAUGAGAUUGCAUUAAAGCAAUAAAAAUAUCAAAAGCAAAGAAGAAAUUAGAUAAAUUAGAAAACGAAGGUUUUUACCUCCAUAAAACGACUGUAAAACAAAUACAAAUAUUUUUUAAAUUAUCAAAAGAGGACACAAAUUAAAGAAUGAUAUCGCAAAUGAUAAUAAAAAUAUUGAAAGCGGAUAUGAAAUUAUAUAAAUGAAAAAAAUAAAGCCUAAUUUUUUUCAGUAAAUUAAAAUGACCAAUGCAUUUUUUUUAAACAUUUAAAUCAGCAAAAAUUUAAGGCAAGUACUAAUAUGGCGUUUAAAUGUUACGAAUCAAUUAAAGAAUGAGAUUGCAUUAUAGCAAUAAAAAUAUCAAAAGCAAAUAACUUUUUACAAACACAAAACGACUGUAAUCAGCAAAAGACAGUAAAACAAAUACAAAUAUUUUUAAGAUUAUCAAAAGAGAACACAAAGUAUGAGAUAUUUUGCAUUACAGUAAUAAAAAUGCAGUAUGCAAUUAACUUAUGAAAAAAAAACACCUUUAUUUUAAGCAAAAUAUAACUUCCGAAGACCGGUUUCCUCGAGAUUCACCUGGUGAUAUCGCAAACGCUUGGUUUAAGCACCAAAUCUUAUUAAACUACCCAAAGUUAAUCAACUUUCUGUGUAAUUGAAAGCUGAUUGUUCGUCUGUGGAGAGGAGUCUGUAGGGAAUGUAGCAGAGACGAUGGAAGAAACGGCAGAACUGCAAUAAAAAGGAAGUAGAAGAAGCAACGUGAUUGUAUCAGUAACAUGAUUGUAGAAGCGAAUGGAGGUGUGUUUCACUGUAACCAGCCUGCUCUGAUUGGUCUAAUGUGUUAAUGACAGGGCUUUUAAACGUGUCAAUGACAGAGAUUAGUAGCUCAGGACUGUUAUUCUGAACGAUUGUGAGCCGUUUCUCUCUGCGCUCACCAUCAACCCGAGGCCUCUAAGUGUGAGUGUGUGUGUGUGUGUGUGUGUGUGUGUGUGUUGAGAUGAAGGGGAAGAUUAUGAUGAAUGGCGAUUUUGCUCUCACUUAUUUCUCUUGAAACUUUUUCAGAAUUUUUAGAACUAGCAGUUUAUAACACUCUCUGCCUCUGAUCUAUGCCUAUUUUUCUAUAUGUGUAUCACAUGAUCAUCAUUACAUGUAAUCAUUUACCUUCCUAAUGUUAAAAUAAACAUGCAUGCCGAAUUACUGUAUUAGCGUAGCAAAUUUUUAUUUAGCCUUACUUAAUAUGGACUUGUAUUACACACAUUUUGUUAUUAAAGUUUUUUAAAAUGAA
Messenger RNA from Megalobrama amblycephala (Wuchang bream), 2892 nucleotides. It is a transcript of the gene ddit3, whose product is annotated as DNA-damage-inducible transcript 3. Gene Ontology annotation, cellular component: CHOP-ATF4 complex; cytoplasm; CHOP-C/EBP complex. The record is from RefSeq and is a predicted model, not a curated record. Lineage: Eukaryota; Metazoa; Chordata; Actinopteri; Cypriniformes; Xenocyprididae. Gene Ontology annotation, molecular function: transcription factor binding; RNA polymerase II cis-regulatory region sequence-specific DNA binding; protein heterodimerization activity. The coding region runs from base 375 to 1121 and encodes 248 amino acids. The transcript is spliced from 4 exons. Gene Ontology annotation, biological process: ER overload response; negative regulation of transcription by RNA polymerase II; intrinsic apoptotic signaling pathway in response to endoplasmic reticulum stress.